UGAUUGUUUGCCAUGGCUGUCGAAGCAAUGAGCCCAAUCACCCAAGAGUCCGUACACGCCGCUGUUGCCGCGAAGGAGUUUUCUAGGAUAGCCGAAAUCUGUGGUCGACUUGAGCUUGAGGCUGCAGCGUCGGGAGCACCGCCGCUGCCAGCAGCGAUCGACUCGCUGCAUCUGCUUGGCCUGCUUCACGAUGGAGAUUUAAAUGAGGCGCGCUUCUUAUGGAAGCGGAUACCUGCGUCCGUGAAAGAAGGCGAUGCUGAGCUGGAAGCGACGUGGAGAGUGGGGCAAGCGAUGUGGCGGCGAGACAGCCAAGGCGUUCACGAGGCGUUGAAAGCCUUUGACUGGUCGCCAGCUGUGGAACCCAUGGUCGCUGCUGUCGCAGACAGAUACACACAUACCAUGAUCCAACUGCUUGCUCGCUCCUUCUCCACCAUCUCACCUUCACAUGCUGCCACCUUUCUCGGACUGACUACGCAAGAAGCCCUUCCAUUCCUGGAGGCCAAGGGUUGGAAACAGGACGCUGCAACAGACAUGUUGAGUCCACCAGUGGUGCAGGGAGGGAAGGGCGGGGAGGCGGAGGAGGAGCUGAGGCAACUAGCCCAGGUGAAGCGGCUGACGGAGUAUGUGUUCAACUUGGAGCACUGAAGCUGUCUGCUCUGCUCUAGACCAUGGGCAGUGUGUGAUGUGUAGACAUGUUACCAGUAUGUGGCUCGAUGUUGAUACACUUGCAUGGAAACGAGUCACGCAACGCUCAUGAUCAGUGCGCAAAAGUUUCUCAUGCAUUUCAUAUCCAGCCGUUUUUCUCAUGAAAUUUUCUGUAC
Messenger RNA from Closterium sp. NIES-67, 821 nucleotides. Lineage: Eukaryota; Viridiplantae; Streptophyta; Zygnematophyceae; Desmidiales; Closteriaceae. The record is from the annotation of a GenBank genome assembly.